AUGCGGGACAGAGAAGCUCCCAGCUGCAGCAGCAGUCUUGGCUGGCGGCUUCGGGGGCUGCAGCAGCUGGAGCAGCAGCAGGAGCAGCAGCAGGAGCAGCAGCAGGAGCAGCAGCAGGAGCAGCAGCAGGAGCAGCAGCAGGAGCAGCAGCAGGAGCAGGGGCCGUUGCUGCAGCAGGGGGUCAACACGGAUGCUGCAGCAGCAGCGCUGCCCCGAACGUGGGCCCCCUGGGGGGUGAGCAGCAAGCAGCAGCAGCUGCAGCACAGCGCCACAGACUGUGGUUUGGGGUUUGCUGCUGCUGCUGCUGCUGCAACAUCAGCAGAGACUGCAGCCCACGCAUGGCGAGCUACAGCAGUCCUGCGGCAGCAGCAAGAGCAGCAGCAGCAGCAGGAGUAG
Molecule: messenger RNA, 396 nt
Organism: Eimeria mitis
Lineage: Eukaryota; Apicomplexa; Conoidasida; Eucoccidiorida; Eimeriidae
Exons: 3
Coding region: 1-396 (131 amino acids)
Source: RefSeq, a predicted model, not a curated record